Messenger RNA from Ylistrum balloti, 1680 nucleotides. RefSeq lists its product as uncharacterized. Lineage: Eukaryota; Metazoa; Mollusca; Bivalvia; Pectinida; Pectinidae. The record is from RefSeq and is a predicted model, not a curated record. Bases 1 to 1680 code for a protein of 559 amino acids. The transcript has a single exon.
AUGGACACCGACGAUUAUGAGGCGAAGGUCAUGACAAUGCUGCAUGAUAACAAGACAUAUGAACAGCUGCAGACCAACCCUACCAACAAAUUUAAAAGACGCCUCAUUUCUAUACUGACUAGAUUAAAACAAGAGAGCAAAAUCACCGAAAGCCAGUAUAGAUAUCUGUAUCCCACAGCUGAAAAUACCCCGAGAAUAUACUGCACACCCAAGAUCCACAAGCAGGGGAACCCACUGAGGCCUAUUGUGGACUACACUGGAUCCAUUGGUUACAACGUUUCCAGGUCACUAGCAGACAUUCUUGAACCGCUAGUGGGGAAAUCGGAACAUCAUGUCAGGAAUUCUAAACAUCUAGCAGAAGCUAUGUCCACCAUCAUGAUCCAAGAGGAUGAACAAUUUAUUUCACAUGAUGUUGUUUCUCUGUUUACCAAUACUCCCAUUGAUGAUGCACUGAAAAUCAUUCAAAAACGCUUAGAGUCAGACAGAUCCUGGCGUAAAAACACAAACCUCCAUAUCAAGGACAUCAUGGAUCUGCUAGAAUUUGUACUAACCACAACAUAUUUCACAUUCCGAGGCAACAUCUACCAGCAACGCUUUGGAACUGCUAUGGGGAGUCCAGUGUCGCCUAUUGUCGCCAAUCUGUUCAUGGAACAUCUAGAACAACAAGCAAUAGCCACUGCCCCCAUAGAUUGCAAGCCAAGCCUAUGGAAACGAUAUGUCGAUGACAUUUUAGAAAUAAUCAAGAAGGGAUCACAGAAAGAUCUAACUAACCACAUGAACACUAUUGACACCACUAACAACAUUAAGUUUACAUGUGAGGAAGAAACCAAUUGCGGAAUGCCCUUCCUAGACACACUUAUAGCCAGAAGAGAAGACGGAACAGUGAAGUCAUUGGUCUUCAGGAAAAAGACCCACACAGGCCAAUACCUCAACUUUAAAUCCCACCACCCUUUACAUCAGAAGUUAGGGGUCGUACGCACGUUGCUCAAUCGAUGUGAGACCAUAGUCACAGAACAACAGGACAAAAUUCAAGAGCAGAGCCACAUCAUGAAAGCAAUGAAAAAUUGUGAAUAUCCGGAAUGGGCCCUUAACCGGGUACAAAAACAGUGUCAAAAUAAAGAAAAAGACAGAAAAAGACCUAUGAAAGAUCAAAACAAAACAAAAAUCCAGGUUGUCAUCCCAUAUAUAAAGGGUAAAUCUGAAACCAUCCAAAGGAUAUACCGCAACCAUGGCAUAGCAACAGCCAUGAAGCCCCACAAGACGCUUCGAAAUAUCCUAGUCCACCCUAAGGAUAAGAUAACCAAAGAGAAUGUCGCAGAAUGCAUAUACAAGAUCGGGUGCAAAAACUGUGACGCGUCAUAUAUUGGAGAGACUGGAAGGCGAUUCGGGGUUCGCCUUGGGGAGCACCGGAAAGACACCGAAAGACAAGAGGAAAAGAAGUUCACCCGAUCAGAGAGGAAGCAGUCGGAGUCCCAGAUAAACAAAUCGGCAAUCACUGACCAUGCCAUGCAGGAAAACCAUGUGAUUGACUGGGAAAACUCAAAGGUGCUCGAUAGGGAGAACCAUCUUCUGAAGCGACAGAUCAAAGAAGCCAUCUGGAUACGCCGCAGCGGGGCAGUUCUGAACCGAGAUGAGGGGGCUCAUAGACUCUCGCACAUCUAUGACCAAGUAAUAAAAUAA